This is a messenger RNA of Amaranthus tricolor (Joseph's coat), 1656 nucleotides long. Its product is annotated as receptor-like protein 51. The record is from RefSeq and is a predicted model, not a curated record. NCBI's taxonomy places the organism in Eukaryota, Viridiplantae, Streptophyta, Magnoliopsida, Caryophyllales, Amaranthaceae. Gene Ontology annotation, molecular function: protein binding. The transcript has a single exon. The coding region runs from base 84 to 1400 and encodes 438 amino acids.
CUAGACUGACUCCCCCUUCUCCUAGAAAACCUCAAAAUCUCAGAAAUCUCUUCUUCUUAGCUACAUUCUUCCCCCAUUCUUCCAUGGAAGAACCUCCAUUUUUCAUCCCCAUUUUCCUACUUUUCACCCUUCUCUUAAACACGCACCCAACACAAACUCUAUCCCCUCCCAUUUCCCCUACUAAACCCCCUUCAAUUUCACCCACACCACCAUCUUCUUCUUCUUCUUCCUCUUCACCUUCAUCAACACUUGACCCUAAACAACUAAGAGCCCUUCAAUCCCUCAACAUCCCCACCACAAAAGACCCAUGUUCAACCUCCAACUCAAUCCAUAAUAUCAUCCAUUGUGACAAUUCCAAACCCUUUAGACAUCUAACUUCACUUCACCUUAUAAAUUGCUCAGAAGAUGUUUCUCUAUCAUUUACUGCCCUCAAAUCUAUAUCUUCCCUUCACGAUCUUCAAUUCAUUAACUGCCCAAUUUCCCCCAUUUCUUUCCCACCUGAAUUAGCCUCAAAUCUCAAGUCUUUCGCUUGUUUUAACAGCUUAAGAAAGUUAACAGGAGUUUGGCUUAGCCAUUUGCAGAAUGUUACAGAUCUUAAUGUUACUGGUGUUCUUGUUAAAGCUAGUAGCCCUCUUAUUAUUGUGGCCCACUUGAAGAAAGUGAACAAAUUCAUCAUUUCUCAUGCUAAUCUUACUGGGAAAUUACCAGGAAAAUCAUGGAAUUCUAACAUUUCCCACAUUGAUUUAUCAGGUAAUCAUCUUAAAGGAAAAAUACCCAAUUCAAUUACUCAUCUUGAGAACCUAAUUUCACUUGAUUUAUCCUCAAAUCAGCUGAUUGGAGAAUUACCCACUUCAAUUGGUGACCUAAUUGAGCUGAAAAACUUUUCAGUUUCAUCAAAUUCAUUAUCUGGGUCAAUUCCUGAAUCUAUUGUUUCAAUGGCAUCUUUGGUUUAUCUUGAUCUUAGCUCAAAUCAGUUUAAUGGGAGUAUCCCUAAAUUUUUAGCUGAUAUGAAGAGUUUGAAGUAUUUGAAUCUUGAAAGGAAUAAUUUUCAAGGGAUUUUGCCCUUUAAUGUAUCAUUUAUUAAGAGAUUAGAGGUUUUUAAGAUUGGGGAAAAUGCUAAUUUGUGUUAUAAUCAUACCACAUUGUCUUCAAAGGUGAAACUUGGUAUUUCUCCUUGUGAUAAGAAUGGACUACCAACGUCUCCUCCAAUGAAAUCGUCACCUUUGGGUGGCAAUGAAGGCAACGAUUACGACUACGAUAGUAGCUCGGAGGAUUCCACCACCCAAAAAAGUGGUGGACAUCAUGGUCCUAACAAGGUUGUUCUUGGAGUUGCUAUUGCUCUUUCUUCUAUUGUUUUCUUGAUUAUUUUCUUAAUUUUAUUAUCAAGGAAAUGUGCAUGAAAAAAAUUAGAGAUUAUUAUUGGUAACUAAAUUAGGUUUCAUUAUUUAUUAGAUUAGAUUGAAAACUUGUUUAUUUGAACAAAGAAAAAAGGGAUUUUUUGUUUCAAGUUUAUUAGUGGAAUGGAGUAUACAUUUUCCGAAAAAAAUUGGAAAAUUGUUAGGAAAAAAGGGGGGAUUUUUAUUUUUCAUCAUUAUUUUUUCCCACAUUGGUGUAAUUUGUUGGUAAUAUAAUGGAUUAUUGGGUGUAUAAUUAUUA